UUUUGAAUUCGCGGUAGUGCCGUCCUGCCAACUUAUUUACAGUACUGUACUGUAAUUGCAAACUGUAUUAUGAAUAUGUUUUAAGUGGUUUUAAGUUUAAGGUUCAGCGGCCACUGUGAAAACCGUGAAUAUAUAAAACCACUGCGAAAGUUGCUGCAUUUCCAGUAUCUAAAGUUUCUAUAAAAAUUGUAAACAAACUCAGGCACAUGUUGGAGCAGAUCUAGAGCCAGCUUGGCCAGGUAAAGACAUGCACCUGCCAAGUGUAAUUAUGUGUAAACAAGAAACACACCUGCCAUGUGUAAUCAUGUGUAAACAAGAGACACUCCUGCCAUGUGUAAUCAUGUGUAAACAAGAGACACUCCUGCCAUUCAUGAGUGAAUAUUAAUCAAAACUGUGGCUUUAUGUAGGGCUGACCUUUUUGUGUGAACCGUUUAUUUAUUCAUGAGAAGCCCAAUAAAGCCUUGGAGGGGCAGCAAAAUGGCUGCUGCAUCGUCAAGACUUGGGGAGUUAUUCCACGAAGAACUGACCUGCAGCAUCUGCCUGGAGCUGUUCACCAGGCCCAAGGUGCUGCCCUGUCAGCACACCCUCUGUGAGGACUGUCUACAGGACCUUAUGAUAGCUAAAAAAUACCGGAGAUGUCCAAACUGUCGUCGGCAGGUCAGGCUGCCAGGUAAGGGGGUUGCAGGUUUGCCAGACAAUCUCAUGGCAGCAAAUAUGUGUGAGGGACUGCGAAACCAGGCCACACUGUCAGGGGAAACAACGGAACAGCCCCAGUCUGGAAACAGGUGCAGCUUUCACCCCUCUGAAGAAGUUACACUCUACUGUAAACAGUGCAGUGUGCCAGUUUGUAAUGAGUGUUUGGAUGUUCACCACAGCGAUCAUGAAACAAUAAGCUUGAAAAAAGCCUCCAGGGAAAGGAAGGCACUGGUUGAAGUUCUUAUCACUGAGGGGAGGAACAUCUCAGAAGCCUACUUUGCUUUUCUCAAAAGUCUGAGGGAGAAGGAAAAGUCCCUGGAUGAACAGAAGCAAGAGGCAGUUAACAGCAUCAUUCAGGCCUACCACCAAUUUCAGAGAGGUGAUUUGAAGAGAGACUAUGUUUUAUUUGUAGACGGAUUAAAAUACAAGAGAAAGAAAGAAGCAAUACAAGAGGAAAGGGACAGACUGCAGGCAGAUGUGGAUGAACUGUCUGCUGCCUGUGAUCGAGCAGAACAAGAAUUGCAGCAUGUAUGGACUAAUUUUCUUUUUCAGGAAACCAUUUUGGCAGAGUUGGUAGAAAAGCACAGAGGAAAACUCCAGAAAGCAGCACUUGAACAACGUCAGCUUGUAGCUGCUCUCUUCCAGCCCCCAGACACCCAAGUGCUGCCUAUGGUAACUGUUGCAGCGAUUCUUUUGGUUGCAAUCGGAGUCUUAUUAUACAGUCAACUGACAUUUCAGCCUCACCCAAAAACAAUACCUUUUGGUGGAGAGGGAUCAGGAACAGGACAGCUCCAUUUCCCAGUUGGUGUUGCAGUGUCAGAUCAGGGGGAGAUCUUUGUAGCUGACAGGGGGAACCAGAGGAUCCAAGUCUUCACCCUGCAAGGAACAUUUGUGAGACAGUUCCCAACAGUCACGUUGUGCAAUGAGAAGAUGACACCAGAUGAUGUUGCACUGGACGGAGAGGGGAACCUGUGGGUGGUGGGUACACAUCUAAAGUUCUCUAACUUUGCUGUACAGUACAACAAACAGGGCAGGGUGCUGAGGAAGUUUAACCUACAGAAGACUGGGUUUGCCCGAGGAGUUGCUGUGGACACCAGGAGGAACCACAUCCUCAUCACACAAACCACAGGUGUAUGGGACAAUAGACAUGGUGAAGUGUUGGUGUUCAGACCAGAUGGGACACUUGUGAGAACGGUGGGCCGAAAGCAGGGGAUGAAUCAUCCAUGGUACAUCACUGUGGAUGGGGAGGGGAACAUUCUUGUGUCAGACUCGCGCAAUAACUGUGUCUAUGUGUACAACGAGGAUGGACAGUUUUUAUUUCAGUUUGGAGAUGAGGUAACACAGGGAAGUGGUGAUGGUCAGCUGUUCUAUCCCCGUGGCAUCUGUACAGACAGCGCAGGUAACAUCAUCGUGGCAGACUGGGGAAACAGUCGUGUGGAGAUGUUUGACAAGACAGGCAGAUUCAUCAAACACAUCGCUACAGACACUUCAUUACUAAUAAAGGUAGUGUUAAACUUAAAGUCAAGGGAUCCAUGGGGUGUUGCCAUCGGACCACAGGGACAGCUUGUGAUGACUGUGGUUUCUGAGAACGCCACCCACAUUAUCCCGUCCUACUGAACAGCAAAACAACACCAAUUGCUGAUACAACUUGUUGGAUUGGAAAAAAACUUGCCCAAUGGCACUAUAACAAUCAAGGUUCAGAUGACAUUAUUUGACAAACAUAUUUUAAAGUGCAGAACUGCAGAAGUCUGCAAUGAUUAGCAGCUCAAUAUGAUAAAGAUCGAAGUAUG
This is a messenger RNA of Branchiostoma floridae (Florida lancelet), 2486 nucleotides long. Its product is annotated as tripartite motif-containing protein 3-like. The record is from RefSeq and is a predicted model, not a curated record. Gene Ontology annotation, molecular function: ubiquitin protein ligase activity; protein binding; translation repressor activity. Bases 442 to 2313 code for a protein of 623 amino acids. The transcript has a single exon. Lineage: Eukaryota; Metazoa; Chordata; Leptocardii; Amphioxiformes; Branchiostomatidae. Gene Ontology annotation, biological process: protein polyubiquitination; negative regulation of translation; proteasome-mediated ubiquitin-dependent protein catabolic process.